UUUUCAGGUUAGAUCUGGUGUGUGUAUGGUGUUUACAUUGAUGGUGUUUACGAAAGGAAGUUCUGAAAAAAAAAAAAAAAGAUGCACACAAGGUGUUUGAUGAAAUGCCUCAAUGAAAUUUGGUGGUUGGUGGCAGCAUGUGGUGGUGGUGGUAGUAGGGGAUAAGCAAAGGAACCGAUCUGGUUGGAACCGGCCUGAACCGGACCUGGUCCGGGAACCGAAGUCGUCCGAAAUUAAGAAACGAAUCGGACCGCCGGUUCUACCAGUUCCCAGUUCUUGCCAUGUCUUCAAUGUUGGAACCGGUCCUCAGGAAAUAGCAACAUACGGUUCCGGUUUUUGUCGGUUCUAUUGGUUUUUGCCGGUUCCACCGGUUCCGGUUCUACUGAUUCCUGUUCCUACCGGUUCCAAAAAUCCACAAAAUUAUCGUCCCGAUCCCAUCCUGAUUGGUUCUAUCCGGUUUCGGUUUCGAUCUACUUGCUCAGCUUCAGAGAUCAUUUCCUCGAUCUAUCCGAAAUUUUCAACGCCCGUUACAAUUGAAUCAAAGGCAUUCAGCAAAUUAGAUGCAACUCUAGGAUUGAUUUUUUCGAAGCUCUCAUUAUUCUGCUUAAACCCUAAUAUCAAGAAUGUUGGAUAUAUACUCUCAUAG
Lactuca saligna is the source of this 646-nucleotide messenger RNA. The record is from the annotation of a GenBank genome assembly. NCBI's taxonomy places the organism in Eukaryota, Viridiplantae, Streptophyta, Magnoliopsida, Asterales, Asteraceae.